Messenger RNA from Lactuca saligna, 672 nucleotides. The record is from the annotation of a GenBank genome assembly. NCBI's taxonomy places the organism in Eukaryota, Viridiplantae, Streptophyta, Magnoliopsida, Asterales, Asteraceae.
AUGAGUGUCACCUGGUGGCUGCAUAGGAAGAUGGCGCAGUUACUCGUCGUGAGAUGCGGUGCCGAGGCCGAGAUUUACCUAGAGAUGGCCAUGCGUAGUUACUAUCGGGGUAAGGUUUGUUACCGGGAGGUUGACCUUUUGGAGACUAUUCCCCCUCCCGUAUUUGAAAAACAUAUGGGGGAACUCACUGAACUGCUCUUAACAGAAGGUGGAAGUUCAAGUUCUAGCAGACCUACCUCACCUUCCCAACUGGUUGUUAGGGCCAUUUUCUCAGCUCGUUUUCUGGCCUCUACUUUUGCUGAUAUUCAUGUGGUGGUUCAAGCAGGAAAAGAGACCGAAUCUGAUAACAUGGGCCUCCGUCCUCAUAAGAUGUGCAACACGGUGUCCGUACCCAAGCUUCAUGGUGAUAUCAGGGAUGUUCUUGGCGAUAAGUUUCCUAUGCCUGGGCAGAAAGAGAUAGUGGUGGGCGAAGGUCGGCCGAGAUCGGACGCGUGGCAGCAGGAGAAGCGAGGGGCUCCGGGUGGCCUCGCAUGCGAGAGGCCAGCCAGGCUCAGAAGGACACGCGGCUCGUGCGAGAGCUCGCCACUGAAGCCAAACGUGUCGUCAGCUGAUUGGACCGAAGCUCGGAUACGUGAGGAUCGACGACAAAUUGCCUUAGGCAAAACCUUUUGA